Molecule: messenger RNA, 1372 nt
Organism: Carcharodon carcharias (great white shark)
Lineage: Eukaryota; Metazoa; Chordata; Chondrichthyes; Lamniformes; Lamnidae
Exons: 4
Coding region: 193-1104 (303 amino acids)
Biological process (GO): DNA catabolic process
Cellular component (GO): cytoplasm
Molecular function (GO): 3'-5'-DNA exonuclease activity; nucleic acid binding
Source: RefSeq, a predicted model, not a curated record
AUGCCCCGGCUUGUUUGGGCUGACAGUGAGGACACGGGUUUCUAAACCAAUCACUGGGAAGUUUGCAGAACCAUUACCUUUUAGUUUUGCUUUCCGGUUAAUCGCUACUGGGGCCAUCAGAUCAGAGUCACUGGGAGCUCCGGGACGGACGGAAAGCUAUCUUGCAGCUUGAUUUGGUGACUUCUCUGUGACAUGGCAUCUCCUCUGAAUCCACAGCUCACGGAGGAUGGAGUGAAAGAGACAGCACCAAGUGAUACCAGCAGUACAGUGCCCAGUGCCGAGCCAACCAGUGAUGAACCCAGUACCCCUCCAGCGAUCACCAAGGAGACCCUGGUGUUCUUUGACCUGGAAACCACAGGCCUAGAAAAAUAUUGUGAUAUUGUGCAGCUGUCGGCAGUGAGCGGUGAGAAGGUCUUCGACAAGUACAUCCUGCCCAGUAAUCCGAUGUCGGCAGGAGCAGUAGCCGUUACUGGGAUACAGAUCAUGGAUGGAAUCUUGUACCUGAGAGGUGAACCUAAACCCACCUGCAGCCUCCAGGAGGCCAUGGCAGCUUUCUUCCAGUUCCUGCAGUCGCUGGACAGGCCUCUGUUAGCAGGCCACAACAUCUGGAAAUUUGACUGUCCUAUUAUUCUAAGAGCCUGGGAAGAGCUCUCCAUGAAAGACCAAUUUGCCAGUUGUUUGACUGGAUUUCUGGAUACAUUCUGGCUGUCCAGGGAUAUUGUUCCCAGGUCAGAGGUCAGCAGCUAUCGGCAACCUGAUUUAGUGCGGACUUAUCUUAAGAAAGAUUAUGAAGCGCACAACGCUAUCGAAGAUGUAAAGAGCUUGCAGGAGUUGUACUCUGUUCUCAAAUUUACUCCGGAGCAGAAACAGAACAGUCAAUUUUCUCUCUGUCAGCUUGAAAGCCGUGUGUCUCUGCAGCCUCUUGUUGAUGCUAAAAUCCUAUUCUUUCAGCUUGCUCACAAACUUGCGAUGCAGGAAGUUAGUUACGAAAAGCUGAAGUUCGCACAUCAGCAAGAUGCUGAAUCAGGGCUAAAGACCCUCCUCCAAUCUCUGGGACACUCUGGGCCUAAUUACAUUAGACUCUCAAGCUUUUUCAGUGCUUGAAAGCUCGGGCUGCUGGUUUACUCCUGCUUUGUUAACCUGCUGUACAGUGGACAGAUGAGGACACGUCUUCCUCUCAAUAAGUAAGAAAAACACACACUUUUCCUAAGAACCAAGACACAAAGUAUUUCCUCACCUUUUCUUACUUACUAAUUGCUGCAGAUCUCCGCACUGCUGGAACCCUUUUAUCGCUGCUUUUAUAUAUAUAAAUAUAUAUAUUAUAUAUAUACAAUGUUAUAAUAUGUAACUUUCAAUAAAAAAUAUUUUAAAA